UAAAUCCCAAGGUUCUCAGUGAUAAAAACAAGAAUCGAAUAAUCAAUCUUCCAACAUCUACCAUCACACAUCACACAUCACACAUCCAACGUCCACAAUGAUAAUCCCCAAUUUUCUUUCCCUCCUCCUCCUAAGCGUAACAGUAACACCAAGCACGAGCUCACCCCUCCCCGAAUCCACACAAUCCGUCACGCCACCACCAGAAUGCGACGUAAUUCCUACAUGGGAAGUAACGAAUUUUAUCUGGUUCAACUCAUCGCAUAAUCUAGAUUGUGUGAACCAGGUUGAUAUUCGUGAGUAUAUAUUUACUUAUUUAUCUCCCUACACCAUCUACCAUCAACCCUCCCCUCUUCCCAAACCCCUCACCACACCCUAACUGACCCCAACUAACCAACCCCCAACCCUAGCCAACGUCUGCGUAAACAGCACUCCCAACGGCCUCACAGGCUGCGACGGCAACCUCGGUCCUUGCACCGAAUGCGGGCUCAACGCAUGCCUCACGGGACUGCCCCUCCAACCAGCAGGCUACGGCCCACCAGAUGACAUAAAAAUAUCCAUCAACACGCCACUAGAGUACACAUCCUGCGAACAAACCAACCCGGCAGGAUUCCGUCGGUACGAUGUAGGAAACGGGAUUGUGUUUUGCGCGGGGGUAGCGUAUCGCGUUACAUUUAUCGGGGAUAGUAAUCCUAGUUCUGCUGGGAAUGUGGGACGGAUUGAUUAUGAGCCGAAUUAUCAGUGGGCUUGUACGAAUGGGAGUGUGAUUCAGGGGAGUGGGAGUGUGGAGUUUGAGAUGGAUUGUUCUUAUGAUUCGGGAAAUAAUGCAACUUGUGUUAUUCCUGAUGGGGAGAAUGUUGUUAUUCCGCUUUUGGCUUAUCAGAUCAUUUAGACUAGACAGCUUUUAUAGAACUGAUUUUGCAAUAGAAGGAUAGAAAAAGGAGUCAAUAUCGCAUCGAAUAGAUAGUCCAAUGAUCCAAAAAUCCAUGUACU
Sclerotinia trifoliorum is the source of this 990-nucleotide messenger RNA. The record is from the annotation of a GenBank genome assembly. NCBI's taxonomy places the organism in Eukaryota, Fungi, Ascomycota, Leotiomycetes, Helotiales, Sclerotiniaceae.